CGCACGCUCACUGGCUGGCUGAAGGAGCGGGCGGCGGCCUUAGCCAAUCAGCGGCCGCCUUGCGAUGAUGUCACCGGGCGAGGAAGACCCGACGCCGUUCGGAGAUAAGUCCGAGUGCCGCCGCGGCCGCCCCAGACAGCGCGUGGACGCGGGCGAGGCGAGAGGCGCGCUGUCCGGCUUCACCCCGCUCCGUCCGUGGUUCAGCGCCUGCCCCAGUGUCGUGUCGCCGUUCAGUCCCGUCUGUUGGAUGAGCCCCGGCGUGCUGGCGGCGGCGGGCGCGCAUUGUGCAGGCAUGGGCGUCAGCCAGGUGGAGCGACUCGGCGCCGGGCCGGCCGUCAACAACGCGCUGCUGCGCGACAUUCUGGCGCGCGGCGGCGUGAACGGCGCGCCCGAGCUGGAGCCGCGCCGCUUCUCGGCGGCCGAGCCGUCGGCCGAGGUGCAGGCCGACAGCAGUCAGCAGCCGCCGGGCGACGAGGACGAGGACGAGGACGAGAUGGACUCGGCGCCUGCCUCGCCGGCCGAGUCCGAGAAGAAGUCGCGCCUCGAGAGUAUUGUGUCCGGCAUGCGACACGGCUCCGGCUCGCCGCAGCCCAUCAACGGCUGCAAGAAGCGCAAGCUGUACCAGCCGGUGCAGCACGAGGCGUCGGCGCGAGCCAGCGGCGAGGAGAGCGACGCCGACGUCACCGCCGACGAGGAGCCGUCCGGCGACAAGCAGCGUCGCGUCGAGCCCGACGAUGUCAUCCAGAGCCAGCUCAAGUCGGUGCAGAGCCAGCUGGAGCUGAUGCAGGAGCGCUACGCGCAGCUGUACCGCGGCGGCGGCGGCGGCGGCGGUGAGCAGCCGGAGCGCUGCCAGGACGGCGGCGAGCUCGACCUGUCGCGCCGCGCGCCGCAGCCGUCGCCCGAGAAGCCGCGCGACGACGCGGCCACGCGGCCCGUGCCGGCGCUGCACAAGAUCGAGGCCGAGCCGCCGACGGCCGGCACGUUCAUCGACUACGCACGCCGCGUGUUGGGCGCCGACCCGCGCAACAAGGAGAACGAGCGCCGCCCGGAACCGACCGGCGGUCGGCCUGCGCGCGCCGGCCCCGACGUCGAGGGCCUGGCCGACGCGCUCAAGUCGGAGCUGACGCAGUCGAUGGCCGGCUUGAUCGACUCGAUCGUCAGCAAGUGGGCGCAGCAGCGGCGCAAGGAGGCCGAGCCGCCGUCGGAGCGACGCUCGCCGCGCGCCGAGAUCCUGCGCCGCAUCAGCCAGCACAACGGUCGCUUUCCGGGCCUGGGCACGCCGUUUGCCGGCGCCGACGGCCUCUCGCCGUUCGGUCUGCCCGGCCUGGGCGGCAUGCGGCCGCCGGGCGCGCUGCCGCAGCUCUUCCCGGCGUCGCGGGCGGCCGGCUUCGGCGGAGGCCUCGGCAGCCCAGUCUACAGCUCGCCGUACAGCCUGCAGGCGCUGCGCGACUCCAUGCAGCAGCAGGAGCAGGACGAGGGCCCGCUCAGCCUGGUUAUGACGCCCAAGAAGAAGCGGCACAAGGUGACCGACACGCGCGCGCUGCCGCGGCCCGCCGGCCGCAUGCCGGGUGACGACGGCCGGCCGCCGGCGGCCGACUCGCCGUCGCCGCGUCCCUUUGGCGGCCCGCCGCCGCCGCCGCCGCCGCACAUGCUGCCCGCCUCGCUGCCCACCUCGGUGGCCAUCCCCAACCCGAGCCUGCAGGAGUCGCACUUCUUUGGCGGCUACCCGUACUACCAGCGGCCGGCGAGCAGCCCGGGCCGACGCGACUCGGCCAGCCCGCCGCAGCCGGCCGGGCCUGGCCUGCUGCACCCGGCGCUGCUGGCCGCCGGCCGCCGCUCGCCGCCCGACAGCAUCGGCUGCUACCGGCGCGACACGCCCGACCGCUCCGACUGCAACUCGCUGGAGAGCGGCUACGACGGCCAGCGCUCUAACCUCUCCUUCUCCAGUCGCAUCGACGCUCGGUCGGGCCUGUCCCUGACCUCGGAGCACUCUUCGACGCUGACGCCGAUGCACCUGCGGAAGGCCAAGCUGAUGUUCUUCUGGUCUCGCUACCCGAGCUCCUCCAUUCUCAAGUCGUUCUUCCCUGACAUCAACUUCAACAAGAACAACACUGCCCAGCUAGUCAAGUGGUUCAGUAACUUCCGGGAGUUCUUCUACAUCCAGAUGGAGAAAUACGCUCGCCAGGCGGUCAGCGAGGGCGUCAAGACGGCCGAGGAGCUCACCGUCACGCCCGACUGCGAGCUGCUGCGCGUGCUCAAUCUGCAUUACAACCGAAACAACCAUAUCGAGAUCCCCACCAACUUUCCGUACGUGGCCGAGGCGGCGCUGCGCGAGUUCUUCCGCGCCCUACAGGCCGGCAAAGACGCCGAGCCCAGCUGGAAGAAGGCCAUCUACAAGGUGAUCGCGCGUCUCGACGAGAACGUGCCCGAGUACUUCCGCCUGCCCAGCUUCCUGGAGCAGCUGGAGUGAGAGCGCGUGCGGGCGUCGGGCGGCCGCCGCCGCCGCUGGGCCGUGAAUCCGUGGCCAUAGGCACGUGUACAGAGCACGCAGCAGCUGCACUGACCCAGCACGCCGUCACCAGCGAUGAGUUAACUAGUCACCCCCCCCCCCCCCCCCGUACACAUGUAGCGCCGACGCCGGUCCACAUAUCAGCGCAGGCCGGAGGCGCGCCCCGCGCGGCCGACGCCAGCCUUUCUAGUCACAACCUCGUCUCGCUGCCCGCGCCGACGCGUCCCCUGUACAUAGACCGUGUUUGUUACCGCGCGCCGCCGCGUUGUUGCGCUGUUGUUGAGUCGGUGGGGCCGGCCGCCCGGCCGGCGGCACCCGACGCUCCAUAUCAUACAUUCCACUGUGUGCUGUACCCGUACCGGAGUAGGUGGCGCCACCGGCGGCCGGGUCGCCGCCAUCGGCGGUCCCCGGCCGCAGGCGAGCGUUAGAGACGUGAAAAAUAUACACUGCAACCGAC
Pollicipes pollicipes is the source of this 2966-nucleotide messenger RNA. RefSeq names its product homeobox protein prospero. Gene Ontology annotation, molecular function: RNA polymerase II cis-regulatory region sequence-specific DNA binding; DNA-binding transcription factor activity, RNA polymerase II-specific. The coding region runs from base 65 to 2470 and encodes 801 amino acids. Gene Ontology annotation, cellular component: nucleus. Gene Ontology annotation, biological process: regulation of transcription by RNA polymerase II. NCBI's taxonomy places the organism in Eukaryota, Metazoa, Arthropoda, Thecostraca, Pollicipedomorpha, Pollicipedidae. The transcript is spliced from 4 exons. The record is from RefSeq and is a predicted model, not a curated record.